Messenger RNA from Triticum dicoccoides, 1805 nucleotides. Its product is annotated as TSL-kinase interacting protein 1-like. The record is from RefSeq and is a predicted model, not a curated record. Gene Ontology annotation, molecular function: chromatin binding. Lineage: Eukaryota; Viridiplantae; Streptophyta; Magnoliopsida; Poales; Poaceae. Gene Ontology annotation, biological process: pattern specification process. Bases 266 to 1363 code for a protein of 365 amino acids. Gene Ontology annotation, cellular component: nucleus. The transcript is spliced from 7 exons.
CCGCUCCGCCCCCGCCCCCGCCCCCGCCCCAGCGCGUCGCCGCCCCAAACCGCACCCAGGCGGGAAGGGAGCGGCACCUCGAGCCGGAUUCUCCCCCCAAACCGCGCCCGCGACGAGAGGGCCUCCUGCACCCCGCCGGUUCGGCCGCGCAUCCCGCCUGUCCAGAUCUCCGUCCCCGCGCCGAGGCAGGGAAAGGUGGAAGUUUCCUAGGGCUUGACCAAUAUUGAGCUUGAUAGCUGCUACUGCUGACGAAUAUCACAGAAUCAUGAAAGCUCCUCAGCAGCACCAUAAACCAACCGAUACAGAAGCAAAGGCCAAACUUGGUGUUAAUAAGAUGCACUGCCUGAAGCCAGGCAAAUAUACCCACAAAUCACCAGGUGAUUAUCUCAGUUUGACAAACUUGUCUGCUCAACCACCAAAUUAUUCUGGAAAGAUGAAGCUUCAGUUUUUCCCAAUAGAUGAGGCGAUUCAAAAUGUUCUACAGCAGGAGAAACACAAUCCUUACCUGGAGUUGACUUUGGCUCCUCGAAAGAAGAUGUCCUCAAUUGUGCAACACUUGAACACAAAAUGGGGUCGUUCUAGUUGUGCAAAAGGCGACCUCAUGCUCUUCCCAUACAGUGCUAGACCGGAUAGCAUAGCCAGCAGUAAAAAAUGGACUCUUAAUGAUUCUUGCACUGCUGCCGAUGUUUAUGUUGCUGUUGGCAGCCCUUCAACAUUCCGUUUAAGGUAUGGUUGGUUCAAGCCUAAUUUGAAGCAACAAAUCAGCGAAGCACCCUUGGCACCAGUGCUCUCUGCAGAAAAGACUUUGGGCGACAAACCUUCACAUCAUUUUGAAUUUGCAAGUAAAUUUGCCAGUCCAUCCGUUGAGUGUAACACGGAAAAGACCAUGGUGGAUAACAACCAAAGCAAAGCGACACCGCUUUCAUGGAUUGACAGCAUAUCCAAUAUCAGUUUUGGAGCACUGCUAUCGCAAGCCGUGCCCUCUCAAGACAGCAAACAACCGCCUUUGCAACAAAAUAGCUCGAUUUUCCAGCAGCAGAUUCCUGCCACGUGCGAUUCAUUCGAUGCUGCUAUUGCUUCCUUGAUUGCUCGCCAGCAAACAAGUAACCAACCGAAGGUGUCAAAUCCAUCCCUGUGGGAUGCAGAUGAAACCUGUCAUGCAUUCCCUCCUCCCCGGAAUCAAAAUUUAGCCAGGAUGUCCGCUUGUGGUCCUGGCAACAGUAGUGCUAUUACCUCAACUACCCUUGGUGCAAUUGCUGAAUCCGGUACAGGUGGCGACCAGCAACACUGGCUACCAGCGCUCUACCGAAGGCAGGAAAGAGGAACCAAGGCCCCCUCAGAUACCACCAGGCUUGGGCAAUAAUGAUAAUGUGAAGCCUGAUGUGUCACUGCAGAUGGGGCGUUUCACGACGCUAGGCUAUUGAGUGGAACUGGCAGUUUAGGGCUAAGCGGCUUGCUUAGCAAACAGCUUGGACGCGUUCUGGAAGUUCUGUGUUUCGUAAGGCUCGGAAGUUUUACAUGGAGGACCUGAUCCUAUAUAGAUCCUGUAAAGAUAGAUCAUCAUUUGGGUUUCCUGCUGCUUCGGUCGUAAUCGAUUACUUUGGGCUUACUGCAGCCGAUUGUGUAGAUAGAUAGUCAGUUACCGACAGGUGUUAGUCGCAUAAACUACUUUUUUUUUCUUUCUUACUGGCCGCCACUUGUGAUUUUUGAAUUUGUCCAUGAUCUGCUUGGCUGCUCGCCGUUUUCUCUGCAUCCUGUAUGCAUUCCACUGAAUGUUUGGCAAAUGUUUGAAACUUUGGCUUCAA